Messenger RNA from Dipodomys spectabilis (banner-tailed kangaroo rat), 3464 nucleotides. RefSeq names its product Rho guanine nucleotide exchange factor 1 (gene Arhgef1). NCBI's taxonomy places the organism in Eukaryota, Metazoa, Chordata, Mammalia, Rodentia, Heteromyidae. The record is from RefSeq and is a predicted model, not a curated record. Gene Ontology annotation, biological process: G protein-coupled receptor signaling pathway. Gene Ontology annotation, molecular function: G protein-coupled receptor binding; GTPase activator activity; guanyl-nucleotide exchange factor activity. The coding region runs from base 199 to 3120 and encodes 973 amino acids. Gene Ontology annotation, cellular component: cytoplasm. The transcript is spliced from 31 exons.
GGCGGGAGGAGUGGGAGGAGAGUGGAGCUGAGCGCCCAGGCGCCUGGUGGGGCGGCUAGAGCGACGCGGCGGCGCGGGUGGGGGAGGCCUGGAGCUCGCGCGCGGAGGCUUCGGUUCCGGAGGCUGCCCAGGGGGGCUUCUUGUCCCCCCCCCCAUCCGAGCAGCCCCUCCUCUCCCCAGCCCUGCAGAGCCCUGGAGAUGGAAGACGUGGCCCGAGGGGCGGCCCCAGGGCCUCCAAGACCUGGCCUAGUGCCCAUCAGCAUUAUCGGAGCGGAGGAUGAGGAUUUUGAGAACGAGCUGGAGGCGAACUCAGAGGAGCAAAACAGCCAGUUCCAGAGCCUGGAGCAGGUGAAGCGGCGUCCAGCCCACCUCAUGGCCCUCCUGCAGCAUGUGGCUCUGCAGUUUGAGCCAGGACCCUUGCUCUGCUGCCUGCAUGCCGACAUGCUGGGUUCUCUGGGCCCCAAAGAGGCCAAGAAGGCCUUCCUCGACUUUUCCCAUAGCUUCCUGGAGAAGACCUCGGUCCUGCGGGUCCCAGUUCCUCCCAACGUCACCUUUGAGCUUGACCGCACUCGACUCGACCUCAUCUCCGAGGACAUCCAGCGACGCUUUGUGCAGGAGGUGGUCCAGAGUCAGCAGGCGGCUGUGAGCCGGCAGCUGGAAGACUUCCGCUCCAAGCGGCUCAUGGGCAUGACGCCCUGGGAGCAGGAGCUGGCCCAACUGGAGCCCUGGGUGGGCCGGGACCGAGCCAGCUAUGAGGCCCGCGAGCGGCAUGUGGCUGAGAGGCUGCUGGCCCACCUGGAGGAGAUGCAACACACCAUCUCCACAGACGAGGAAAAGAGUGCCGCUGUGGUCGCCGCCAUCAGCCUGUACAUGCGCUAUCUCGGAGUGCGGACCAAGAGUGGGGAUAAGAAAUCGGGGCGUAAUUUCUUCCGGAAAAAGGUGAUGGGGAACCGGCGGUCAGAUGAGCCCCCCAAGACCAAGAAAGGGCUGAGCAGUAUCCUGGAUGCUGCUCGAUGGAACCGGGGCGAGCCUCCAGCUCCAGACUUUCGACACCUCAAAGGCGAGGUUGAUGGGGAAAAGCCAGGCCCUGUAGACCGCAAGGGAAGCCUUGGCGUGCCUUCUCGGGACAGGACUAUUGGGGCUCCUAGUCAGGACCCCUCUGGAGUCUCCCUGAGCCCUCUGCCUGUGGACAGCCCAUAUCGGGAAGCAGGUUCUGAUACCUCCCUGGAGCCGGGAGACACUCCUUCACAAGGCCCUACAAGUCUGGAGCCCCUAGCACCCCCAGAAAACCCAGAGGACGGUGCUGAGACAGAGAGAAGGUGGAAGAGGCUGCCAGGGCGUCUGGGGCGCUCAGAGAGCCUGCGGGUGAGUGACCGCCGCCGGCCUUCCCGGGGCAGCCUCGGGGCUAAGGGCCGGGGUGGGGGCCGCUCCCGGAGCGACGUGGACAUGGACCCCAGCUCUGCCACAGCCGUGCUUGGCCCCACCCGACAAGCCACCCCUGAGCCUGGAGAUGAUGGGGAGCCAGGACGGUCAGGACUGGAGCUGGAGCCAGAAGAACCCCCUGGGUGGCGGGAGCUGGUCCCCCAGGACACCCUGAUGAACCUUCCCAAGAGCCAGGUGAAGCGGCAGGAAGUGAUCAGUGAGCUGCUGGUGACGGAGGCUGCCCAUGUGCGCAUGCUGCGUGUGCUACACGAUCUCUUCUACCAGCCCAUGGCGGAUGGGGGCUUCUUCCCCCUGGAGGAGCUACAGAACAUCUUCCCCAGCCUGGAUGAGCUCAUCGAGGUGCACUCUUUGUUCCUGGAUCGCCUGAUGAAACGGAGACAGGAGAGUGGCUACCUCAUCGAGGAGAUCGGAGACGUGCUGCUGGCCCGGUUUGAUGGUGCCGAGGGCUCAUGGUUCCAGAAGAUCUCCUCCCGCUUCUGCAGCCGACAGUCAUUUGCCUUGGAGCAGCUCAAAGCCAAACAGCGCAAGGAGCCUCGAUUCUCCGCCUUUGUGCAGGAGGCAGAAAGCCGCCCACGCUGCCGCCGCCUGCAGCUGAAGGACAUGAUCCCCACAGAGAUGCAGCGGCUGACCAAGUACCCCCUGCUGCUGCAGAGCAUCGGGCAGAACACAGAGGAGCCGGCGGAGCGGGAGAAAGUGGAGCUGGCCGCCAAGUGCUGCCGAGAAAUCCUCCACCAUGUCAACCAGGCUGUUCGUGACAUGGAGGACCUGCUGAGGCUCAAGGAUUUCCAGCGGCGCCUAGAUUUGUCCCACAUUCGGCAGAGCAGCGACCCCAUGCUGAGCGAGUUCAAGAACCUGGACAUCACCAAGAAAAAGCUGAUCCAUGAGGGCCCGCUAACAUGGCGGGUGACCAAGGAGAAGGCUGUGGAGGUCCACGUGCUCCUGCUGGAUGACCUGCUGCUGCUGCUCCAGCGCCAGGACGAGCGGCUGCUACUCAAGUCCCACAGCCGGACACUGACGCCCACCCCCGACGGCAAGACCAUGCUGCGGCCCGUGCUGCGGCUCACCUCCGCCAUGACCCGGGAGGUGGCCACUGAUCACAAAGCCUUCUAUGUCAUUUUCACCUGGGACCAGGAAGCCCAGAUAUACGAGCUGGUGGCACAGUCUGUGUCAGAGCGGACAAAUUGGUGUGCCCUCAUCACAGAGACUGCUGGAUCCCUGAAAGUCCCAGCCCCUGCUAACCGACUCAAGCCUCCCCGGCCCAGCCCAAGCAGCACCCGAGAAACCCUGCUCAGCAGCUCCGAGAAUGGCAACGGUGGUGGCCGAGACAUGCCUCCAGCAGAGGCCCAGACUGAGAGAGCUCUCAGAGACCUCCUGCCCUUCUGCAGACCCGGUGCCGAAGGCCAGCUCGCCGUCACAGCCCUCCAGAAAGUGCUGGCCCUGAAGCAGCUCCUGUUGCCUACGGAGGAAGACCGUGGGGCGGGGCCUCCCGGAGAAGGGGACGGGGUGCCAGGCGGUGGUCCCCUGGGACCUGCACAGACCCAGGAAGUUCAGGAGCACCUGCUCAGCUUAGAGGAAGCCCUAAAGCAGCUGGAGGAGUUAGAAGAGGAACUCUGCCGCCUGCGGCCCCUCCUGUCUCAACUCGGGGGGAACCCUGUCCCCCAGUCUAGCUGCACUUGAGGUCUCUGCCCUGGCAGGCCUUCCGCCAAGAGGAGAGAAAGGAAGGAGAGGACGUGAGGGCCCCCCCAUCCCAAAGCAACUGCAGCAUCUCCUACCCCAAGGGCUGGAGAGGGAGCCAAGAUACCAAGGCCACAGCCUGGGGGCUGCCCCCCUGCGGGGUGCCUGCCCCUCCCCCUCCCCUGCCUUCUCUCCUCAUGUUUCUGCUUUGGGGGGGGCAUCGCUGGGACCCCUCCCCUUUUCCUGGGCCAUCUCAGUAUUGCCUGUUGGGGGACACCCUCCCACCCCCCCACCAAGUGCCUUUACUCUUGUGGGGUUUUUGUUUUUUUUUGGUUGUUUUUGGUACC